AUGCGUUAGUUAAGAAACUAAAGAUCAUAGCAAGAUUAAGGAUUUUCAUUUUAGUCUAAUCCACUUCCCAGUAAUAAUAAGUUUGAUAAAAAUUAAGAAGAAAGCAAAUGUGAAUAAUAUUGCAUGAGCUAAAGAGAUAUUGAAGGGUUUAAUACUGAUUUGAAUAUUUUCACUGCAAAAUAUAAAGUAUAUGAGAAUGUAGAUUUUUCUUCUCCAUCUUUUUACAAAAAAAAACAUAUUUUGAGUGAUGUGUAAGAAAAAGAAAAUGAAUUUUUAAAUCAAAUAAGUGACCAAAAAAGUCAGCAUUCAUAUGGAAAUAAUUUAGAUGAGUAUAAUAUAGUUAAAUCAAGCUACAGCUUGAACUCUCACAACUCUUAAAAACAGCAAAAUCAAGUAUAUGAGAGUGAAAGAAAGCCUAUUUUUGGACCUUUUACAAUUACUUAAAAAGAAAUUUUUAGUAAUCAUAAUAGCAAAAGUAAAAACUAAGAAUAAAAGAGUCUUUAUGAAUCAAUAGAAUAUACAAGAAGGAAUCCUUUUAGUUUUGAAAAAAAUUAAAUAUAAGAUAAUUAAAUAAGUGAAAUUAAAAAUGUGCCAAAAAAGAGAGAAAUGAGUGUAGAACAAGAGUAUGGCUAGGUUGUAAAUAAGACUAAAUAUAAUUAAACAAAUAAAUAACAACUAAAUAAUAAUGAUUUUGAUUUUAGUGAUCAUAAAGACAAAUCACAUAAAAAUGUUUUUGAUGAUAAUUAAGAAUAUUUUGGUUUUAAAAAUAUGAAUUAAGAAAACAAAAUUUAUGAAACACCAAACAACUUUGAAUAAAAAAGAAAAGGAAAAUAUAGAGCUCGAAUAAUAGAUUCAUCAAGUGCAAAGUAGUAGAACUUUAAUCAGAAUAGUAAUUAAUCAUGUACCUUCAAAAAUUUAAAUAAAUAAAUAGAUCUAAAUAAUAUAAUUUAAAAUCCUUCAUCGAAGAGAAGACUAACAAGGUCUACUAAUAUUCUUCAUGAAUCCUUUCAAAAACAAAUUUUCUAGAGGUAGGAAUCAUUAAAUUAAAAUAAAAGAAUGAGAAAUUCUAAUAAUAAGAAUGAAAUGAAAGAUGAAAGGAAUUAGACUUGCAUAAAUAAAACAAAGUAAGAAGAGUCUAAGAAGUUAAAAAAAUUGGUAAAAAAUAAAAGAAAAUCAGAAGGAAAGAACGAAUCGUUAACUUAAAAGUAAAAUCUAAUGUCAUAGCAACUCAAAAAUUGUGCAAUUUGUUUGGGAAUACCAGAAGAUAGUAUAUAUGGAGUUGUUUAAUGUUAGCAUGAAUUUUGCAUUGAUUGCAUUCUACAGUGGUCUGAAGUAACUAAUUUGUGUCCUAUGUGCAGAGCAGAAUUCAGCAAAAUAUAAAAAAAGAAUUAUAAUGAUUUAGAUUAUUAAGAAGUAAUAACUGUAGAACCAAAAAAACAAAGGAUAAAUGAUGAUGAUGAAUUUUAUUGGGAAGAGGUUGAUUCAUUUUUGGAUGAUGAUGGCCUCGAUGAAGUAUGCUACAUUUGUGAGACCAAUUAAGAUGAAAAUAAACUAAUAAUUUGUGACCACUGUGGGUUUAGAAUAUGUCACACGUAUUGUGAUGAUGAGUUGCUUGAUGACUAAGUACCUUUAGAAGAUUGGUUUUGUCAUGAGUGCAGACAAAGAUCAGAAUUAUUUGAUUGA
Tetrahymena thermophila SB210 is the source of this 1683-nucleotide messenger RNA. RefSeq names its product C3HC4 type (RING finger) zinc finger protein. The transcript is spliced from 2 exons. The record is from RefSeq and is a predicted model, not a curated record. NCBI's taxonomy places the organism in Eukaryota, Ciliophora, Oligohymenophorea, Hymenostomatida, Tetrahymenidae. Gene Ontology annotation, molecular function: metal ion binding.